Penicillium antarcticum is the source of this 2562-nucleotide messenger RNA. RefSeq lists its product as uncharacterized. Gene Ontology annotation, biological process: proteolysis. Gene Ontology annotation, cellular component: cell wall; membrane; cytosol. The transcript is spliced from 5 exons. The record is from RefSeq and is a predicted model, not a curated record. Gene Ontology annotation, molecular function: tripeptidyl-peptidase activity; serine-type endopeptidase activity. The coding region runs from base 1 to 2562 and encodes 853 amino acids. Lineage: Eukaryota; Fungi; Ascomycota; Eurotiomycetes; Eurotiales; Aspergillaceae.
AUGGCCCCUGUUUGGUCAUGGCUGGGCGCCUUCUUUGCAACCCUGCCAGUGGCUUUGGCAGGACAUGGCGACCCGAUUGCCCAGAAAUACAUUGUCGAGUUUGCUGAUUCCAAGGUUUCGUCGGUGGGCUUCCUUUCCACAUUGAAUGCCCAUGGGAUCCCUGCCACUCUCAACCUUGACUUGUCGUUCGCUCUCUUCCAUGGCGGCUCCUUUAAUCUUCUUGAUGACAAGAGUGAAAUUGCCAUCGUCAAGGAAAUCUCAUCCUGGCCUGCAGUCAAGAAGGUCUCCCCAGUCCGGGAGCUGCAGCAUUCCCAACGCGACGUGUCGAGUGUUGCCCAUGGCGCCCCUGGGCGACGUAGUCCUGUCUCUCACAUCCGCCGCCGUGACACGGCAGGUCACGAAGGCAAUGAUUACCCACACAUGACGACUGGAGUUGACAAGUUGCGCCAGCAGGGAUACCUCGGAACAGGCAUUCGCGUCGCAGUAGUCGACUCUGGCGUUGACUACAAGCAUCCCGCUCUCGGAGGUUGCUUUGGCAAGGGCUGUCUGAUUGAGUUCGGUUUCAACUUCCUUGACAACAACACUGAUCCAUGGGAAGGCUACAGUGGACACGGAACUCAUGUCUCUGGACUGAUCGCUGCCCAGCCCAAUCCCUAUAACUUCACUGGAGUUGCCCCUAAUGUCACUUUGGGUCACUACAAGGUCCUCGGAACGCGGUCAGUAAACACCGGUACGGAUAUUGUCACUGCCGCCUUCAAGACGGCCUAUGAGGACAAAGCAGACAUCAUUUCUGCGUCCUUCGGCACGUACAAGGGCUGGAGCGACGAACCAUGGGGACAACUGAUCCAGCAGCUGGCCGAGGCUGGCCUUCCGUCAUUUAUUGCAAGUGGUAAUGAUGGAAGCCUGGGUAUGUUCCUAGCCUCGAACGGUAUCGACAACUCCGCCGGCAUCGGCAUCGGAUCCUUCAACAAUUUGUAUAGCCCCCUGUUGCUCACUGGAGCUGCCUAUUCUACCCGCAAUACCACCAAGGAAUUCGGAUGGCAGCUCGCGGGUACUUUCGAUUUCAAGAAUGGCACCUCCCCACUCUACCCCAGCAGCCUGAAUGCGUCCGUCGUUGCAGACCACCCUAAUCUCUCCGACAAAAUCGUCCUGAUUCGCUACGGUGGCUGCAAGGGAAGUCAGCAGCAGGCCAAUGCAGUCAAGGUCGGUGCUAAGAACAUUCUGUUUUACUACAAUGUACCAGGCACCUAUGAGCUCCCCGUUCAGGAUCCCGGUCUGGUUGGCUUGGGAAUGGUCUCUCCUCAGACUGGCGCAAACUGGGUGAAACUGGCCGCAUCUGGAGCCAACAUUACUCUGCACAUGACCAGCCAAAAGAAUUCCAAGACUUUCUUCGCCAAUGAGAAAAACCCUCAAUCUGGAAGUCAAGUCAGCGACUUCAGCCAGUGGGCUGUUUCGGGAGUCGGUGGCUUCAUGCUUUCGACAUGGCCGGUGCUUGAAGGCAAUUACGCUAUUGAUACUGGUACUUCGAUGGCCACUCCCUACGUUGCUGGUUGCAUUGCUCUCCUGAUGGAGGCUCGUGGCAAGGGCAAGGUGACACCUGCCGAAAUCAAGUCAGAAUUGUCCUCCACUGCCAACCCGAAUGUCUUCCAUGAUGGCGUUAGAGCCUCGCCCUUCCUGGCCUCCGUUACACAGCAGGGAGGUGGUCUCAUUGAUGCCUACAAGCUUGUGCACGCUACCACCAAGUUCAAUCUGAGCACCAUCGCAUUCAAUGACACCGAGCAUAUCGCGCCGGCAUACAUCCGCAUCAACAACACUGGAUUUGAAUCGCGUGUCUACUCAGUCAACCACGUGGGUGCCGCUUCUGUCUACGCAUUAUCCGACAACAGCUCUAUCCCUCAGGAGAACAAGCUCGGCAAUUUCGUGGACCGCACCACUGAAGGUGCCUCGCUCAGCUUCAGCUCAUCCAGUGUGCGUGUGGCCGCCGGUGGCUCAGCUGUGUUGAAGGUGACUGCCACCCCGCCCAAGGGACUCGUCGCCCGUCGCAUUCCCGUCUACAGCGGAUACAUCACUUUCAACGGGACCAGCACAGAGGAUUCCUUCUCGGUUCCCUACCUGGGUGUUGCCACCCUCGAUACCACCCAAGGCAGCAACCUCCUCGUCGACAGCAGCACCCAAAAAUCCAUCCAGGCCAACCACCAGUUCGUCGUUCCGGGCGAGCAUGACUCGGCAGACCGCGCCAACACAAGCUACCCCAUCUUCAAUACUCAGCUCUCCAUGGGAACGGAUCUGCUCCUGGUAGGUGUCAAGCCCGCCAAUAGCCAAGCUAUCCUCCCCGUGUAUGCUCCUCAGACAGCACUUCCCAGAAGUACCGAUGGCGUUACCGGUCCCAGCCCCACAUCCUGGAUGGGCGCAUUAGCAAUUGGAUCGUAUGUCGCGCCAGGAAAUUACUCUAUGGUUGUGCGUGCGUUGAAGAUCUUUGGUAACCGUACUAGCCCGGUUGAUUAUGAUACUGUGCGAACGGUCAAUUUUGGGAUCACAUAUACUCCUCCUGCCGACCAGUAA